Molecule: messenger RNA, 461 nt
Organism: Suillus plorans
Lineage: Eukaryota; Fungi; Basidiomycota; Agaricomycetes; Boletales; Suillaceae
Product: EF-hand protein
Exons: 6
Coding region: 1-426 (141 amino acids)
Biological process (GO): mitotic actomyosin contractile ring assembly
Cellular component (GO): myosin II complex
Molecular function (GO): calcium ion binding
Source: RefSeq, a predicted model, not a curated record
AUGAGUGAUAAUGCAGAGUAUAAGGAAGCCUUCGCGCUCUUCGACAAGAAGGGUACAGGCGCUGUGCCACGGGAGACAUUGGGCGAUCUCCUCCGUGCCCUUGGACAGAACCCAACCCAGGCUGAAGUGACCGAGAUUAUCGCGAAUGCACCACGAGAAGUUGACUACAAGACAUUUUUGACGAUCCUCAAUAGACCAGAUGGUUUCAAGCCUGCAGGAACACCUGAGGAGUUCAUCCGGGGAUUCCAGGUAUUUGAUAAAGAAGGGAAUGGUUUUAUUGGGGCUGGAGAACUGAGAUAUGUGCUGACGCAACUUGGCGAGAAGAUGUCAGACGAGGAGGUUGAUGAAUUGCUCAAGGGCGUUCAGAUCGGCCCCGACGGAAACGUGAAUUACGAAUCAUUUGUGCGCACGAUACUCAGUCAAUGAUCACAGCACCUUGUUCUCUAUCAAUGCCUGGACCU